UGACGAGCUUAGAAACUCCUGAGGUGCAUGGACGAAGAGCGGCCAAGCCUGAUGCAUCGACAAAGCAUGCAUAGUAACGAAGACAUGUACGCGCGCAAGCAGAACGCGAUCGAGCAAAACAAGGUGCUCCAGGAUCAACUGGUCGGCAAGAUGCGGGAGCUGUCGUUCUUGGAGACCGAAUACGUCAAGACAAAGCGGGAAGCCACCGAGUGGAAGAAGAAGUUUGACUACGUGUUCCGUGAGAACGAGCUGCUCAGCGUCGAGACGGCCAAGCUCGACGCGGCGCAAAAGCAGAUCGGGUUCCUCCAUCAGGAAAUCCAGUUCAAGUCCGAAGAAACCGAAGCAUUGCGGGGUCUCGUCACGGCGCUCGAAGCCAGCAACAAGAAGAACCGGCGCCGCAACAUGGACGCGCUCAACACGGCGAUCACGUCGGCGAACGCGCGAUCGAGCUCCGGGUCGGAAAUAACCGACGGCGGCCGCAAGUCGAGCGACAAGGAAAGCGAAGUGUCGGCCCUUCGCAGUGAAAACAGCCUGUUGGUCAAGGACUUGGACAGAAAAGACCACGAGCUCAAACUCAAAGACGACGAAAUCAAGCUUCUAAAGGAACGCAUCCAAGAGCUCGAGUCUACCUUGGACACUGAGCAAGCCAUGCACUUUAGCCGGCUCAAGGAGAGCCAAGAGUCCAUCGGGAAGCUCGAGACUCAACUGGCGCGCCACCAUAUCCACGACGACGUCCGCGUGAGCAACGACUCGAUCAAUAACACGCCGCCGUCGACGCCGCCGCCCAUGCCGACGCAGCAGUUUUUCCGCGACGACGACGAUGACAGUAUGGACUCCAAGUGGAAACUGCACACGGAUGUGUUGCCGACCGCCGCGCCGUACGAUCGAGCGGUCCUCGAUGCCUUCUUGGACAAAGUGCCAUUCGCCCAUCGCGACGGCGCCAGUCGCAUCCUCCGCGUGCUUCUCGGCACCAACGAACGCCUGUCGAUGGAGACCAACAUGGUGCUGCAGAAUGUGUCGGCGGAGCUCGUGGCGGAGCUCAAGCACACGAUCCUGCCGUGGCUCAAGGCCAAACAUCACGUCAAGGUCGCGUACUUCCACCUCACGCGGCACAUCGUCGCCACCGACGUCAAGCUGGUGCUGGAGCCCCGCGAGCAGGAGUUCAUCUCGACCAGCGGACCCGCCGAGUGCGCCAGCCACGUGUUUCUCGGUCCGGCGCCGUACGACAACAAGCUCGUGCUGCACACCAUGCGGACGCUGCAUGCCGACCGCGCUCGGUUCGUGUCGAGCCCGGACGCCGAGGCGGUCGCCGCCGCCGCGGGCGAAGACACGCUCGAGAUGGAAUCGUUGCCGCCGACGCUGUUUCGCCGUCUGUCGGCCACGCCUUCGUUUAUGGGGGAGGCCGACAACACGGCGACGAGCUCUCGUCGAGGCGGCGGCGGCGGGUUCUUGUCCAAUUCGUUCCUCGGGGGGUCGAUCACCGGCAGCAUCCCCGCCGCCGGAUCCGACGGAGCGACUUCGAGUCGCGGCGGUGGCGGGCUCACCAAGUCGUUUUUGGGGUCGAUUGCUACGGCCGCCAAGACGGUCGUGAUGAAGAACUUUGAGAAAAAGCAGACGCACCCGGGCACGCGGUGCGCCGUGUGCUCGAUCAGUCCCAUCGUCGGCGACCGCUUCCGCUGCGCCACGUGCGAAGGGUACUGUACCUCUUGGCCCACAAUGGACUGACUUCAUGGUUCCACUCCAUCUAAAUUUGUAUAGACAAAUAUAUAUAUAUAUAUAUUUGUCUAUACAAAAUAUACAAAUAUAUAGCAUUAUGCUGUAGCCGUUAUCAUCCCGGCACUAAUUUUAUGACAUCAGGGGAGAGUAGUGGACUGAAAUUUUUUAUUUUGAAAGAAUCCAAGUGUGAAAAUAGUAUUAUUUCUACUAGUACAUGUUACGAAGAUAUAUUUUUUGGUGUUGAAUAUAUUUUCUACAUGGAUAUGUUGUAUGGAUAUGUUGUACUAGUUAAGCAGCGUAUUCUGUCCAUGAUAUAGUCUACUACAGUGUGCGUGUCGAUAUACAGUACUACUGUACCAUGUGCCCCAUAUCAAAUGCAAAUACAAAGUAUCGGAGCAUGUCAUAUGUGGUGUUAGGUACGACUUGUGCAGCAAUUGCUAUGCGUUUGGCGCCCACGGCCUUGAGAACACCGACGAUAUGUUUGGGCGCGUGCAGGAGUUGGUGCUGGCGCGGUGCCCGCGGCUAGCUCAGGAGGCCGAGCUGCUCGAGCUGCUCCGUUUUGAGAUCUGUCGCUCCAACUUGCGCAAGUUUUCAUUUGUGGCCAACUGGCUCGCCGAUAUCGUCCAAGGCCGAUCGACCAAGGACCUCCGCGCGCGGGCCAUCGAAGUACCGUCGAUCCGUCGGGAAAUUCGCAAGCAGUUUGUGCCGCUGCUUAUGAUGGUAUAAGAAAUAUUACUUCGACUGGAGUCUAUUGCUAUUUUCGUCGAUAGAAUCAUACCGUGUGUGUAUUUUGGGUCGAAGGAUGAUGGGAACAAAUCCUCAGGAUGGUGUGUAGGUGGUGAGCGACCGCAUGGACAUUGAAGUCAAGACGGAAUGGGAGCUGGAACUGAACUCGGAGCUGGAAAAGAAUCUCAAGACCGGCCACAACGCGUGCCUUGAAGUGCUUCGGAUUUGGGUAGCCGACAAAUUCAGCACGACGUCGCCGUUCGUCGAGCGCAGUUUGCACCGAUACAACAAGGAAGGCGACGACGACGCUGGUCCGGCUCUGCCGCCUGCGGACGUUCCCGACACGCCCACGGAGGCAGCGGACGACGCCCCCAAGACCGACGACUCCAAGUACUUGUUUCAAGAAGUUUAAAAAUGAACAAGGACUACUAUUUGAUUCAAGAAGAGUUGGAAGAUGGAAAC
Aphanomyces astaci is the source of this 2904-nucleotide messenger RNA. RefSeq lists its product as hypothetical. The record is from RefSeq and is a predicted model, not a curated record. NCBI's taxonomy places the organism in Eukaryota, Oomycota, Saprolegniomycetes, Saprolegniales, Verrucalvaceae. The transcript is spliced from 7 exons. Gene Ontology annotation, molecular function: zinc ion binding. Bases 28 to 1725 code for a protein of 565 amino acids.